AACGUCCGCGACUAUGGCUCCAACGACAAGCUCAAGAAUCUUUUCUCUUGGAUGGAGUUGGGACGUCUUUUUGAGCUUCAGAGGUGAAGACACUCGCUUCACUUUUACAGAUCAUCUUCAUUCCGCUUUGGGUCAGAAGCGCAUCCGCACCUUCAGAGACGAUGAAGGACUUGAUAGAGGAGAAGAGAUCGGGUCAUCAAUCUUGAAGGCUAUUGAAGAAUCGAGGAUGUAUAUUGUGGUUUUUUCGAAAACCUAUGCUCAUUCAAAAUGGUGCUUGGAUGAGCUGGCCAAGAUCAUGGAGUGCAAGAUACAAAAGGGGCAGACGGUAGUGCCAACGGGAAGUUUUGGAGAAGCAUUUGAUAAAUACCAGAAGGUCCCGGAGCAUAAGUUGAUGAGAUGGAAGGCGGCGUUGAGGCAUGCAGCCAAUUUGUCUGGAUGGCAUGUGCAGCAUGGGUAUGAAUCACAGGCUAUUCAGAGAAUUGUUCAAAACAUUUUAAGUAGGAAUCUUAAACUCUUAUCUGUUAGUGAUAAGCUGGUUGGAAUGGAACGUCAUCUGAAAGAAAUGGCCUCUCUAAUAUCUAUUGACUCAAAUGAUGUCCGUAUGAUUGGGAUAAAUGGAAUUGAUGGAAUAGGCAAGACAACUCUAGCCAAAGCUGUAUAUAACCAAAUUGUUCAUCAAUUUGAUGGUGCUAGCUUUGUUUCAAAUUUUAGUAGUCAUGAGAUGAAUUUGCUUCAGUUACAAAAGCAACUUCUUAGAGAUAUUCUAGGGGAAGACAUUCCGAGGAUAACAGACAUUUCUAAAGGGGCUCAUGUAAUAAGGGACAUGCUUUGGUCUAAAAAGGUUCUUGUUGUUCUUGAUGAUGUUGAUGGUACUGGCCAACUUGAAUUCUUAGUUAUAAAUAGAGCAUUUGGUCCAGGUAGUAGAAUUAUUGUAACAUCUAGACACAAAUAUUUGCUUGCUGGCUAUGGACUGGAUGCAUUAUAUGAGGUUAAGGAGUUAAAUUGCAAGGAAGCUAUUCAACUCUUUUCUUUGCAUGCGUUUCACAUGAACAGUCCUCAAAAAGGUUUUAUAAACCUAUCGAGAUGCAUAGUAGAUUAUUGUAAGGGACUUCCAAUAGCUCUUGAAGUUCUAGGUUCUCACUUGUUUGGUAAGAAAAAUUUUGAAUGGGAAAGUGUACUGCAAAGGCUGGAGAAACGACCUAACAAGGAAAUCCAAAAUGUGCUUAUGAGAGGUUUUCAAAGACUGGAUGAUUGUCAUAGAGAGAUAUUCCUCGAUGUUGCAUGCUUCUUCAAAGGAGAGGACUUGGAAUUUGUUGAACGAAUACUUGAAGGUUGCAAUUUCUAUUCAAAACUAGGAAUAAAAGUGCUCACUGACAACUCUCUCAUUAGUAUUUUGGACAACAAAGUACUGAUGCAUGAUCUGAUACAAAAAAGUGGUUGGGAAAUUGUUCGGGAGCAAUAUCAUACUGAACCUGGCAAAUGGAGCAGAUUGUGGGAUCCUGAAGAUGUUUAUAAUGUAUUGACGACAAAUACGGGGACAAAGAGAAUUGAAGGCAUAUUCCUAAACAUGUCUGUAUCAAAUGAAAUACAUCUUACCUCUGAUGCUUUCAAAAAGAUGACAAGACUUAGAUUGCUCCGAGUCUAUCAAAAUGUAGAAAAUAAUUCUAUAGUUUCUAACACCGUCCAUCUUCCUCAUGGAUGGACUUUGGAGUCAUUGCCAUCAAAUUUUGAUGGUUGGAAAUUGGUUGAACUCAGUUUGAAGCAUAGCAGCUUAAAACACCUCUGGAAAAAGUGUAAGUGUCUUCCAAAGUUAGAAGUCAUCAAUCUCGGUAACUCCCAACACCUUAUGGAAUGUCCAAACUUGUCUUUUGCACCACGUGUGGAGCUGCUAAUUCUUGAUGGUUGUACGAGCUUGCCUGAGGUGCACCCAUCAGUUACAAAGCUGAAGAGACUUACGAUCUUGAAUAUGAAAAACUGCAAAAUGCUUCACUAUUUUCCAAGCAUCACUGGAUUGGAAUCACUUAAAGUUCUUAACCUCUCCGGCUGCUCUAAACUUGACAAGUUUCCAGAGAUCCAAGGGUAUAUGGAAUAUUUGUUGGAGCUUAAUUUGGAAGGGACUGCUAUUGUAGAACUUCCCCCUUCAGUGGUGUUUCUCCCAAGACUUGUUUUAUUGGAUAUGCAAAACUGCAAAAACCUUAUGAUUCUUCCAAGCAACAUUUAUUUUUUGAAAUCCCUGAGAACUCUGGUGCUCUCUGGUUGUUCAGGUUUAGAGAGGUUUCCGGAAAUCAUGGAGGUUAUGGAAUGUUUACAAAAGCUUCUUUUAGAUGGAACAUCUCUAAAAGAGCUGCCCCCCUCAAUUGUUCAUCUAAAAGGCCUUCAGUUAUUGAAUCUGAGAAAAUGCAAAAACCUCAGGAGUCUUCCAAAUAGCAUUUGCAGUUUGAGAUCCCUGGAAACCCUCAUUGUCUCUGGCUGUUCAAAACUCAGAAAAUUGCCAGAGGACCUGGGGAGGUUGCAAUUCUUGAUCAAACUUCAAGCUGAUGGAACUGCUAUAGCUCAACCACCUCUCUCACUUUUUCAUUUGAGAAACCUUAAAGAGUUAUCCUUUAGGGGAUGUAAAGGAUCAACAUCUAACUCCUGGAUUUCAUCCCUUCUAUUUAGGUUACUGCAUAGAGAAAAUUCAGAUGGGACUGGUUUGCAGUUGCCUUAUUUGUCAGGUUUAUACUCCUUAAAAUAUUUAGAUCUUAGUGGCUGCAAUCUAACAGAUAGAUCGAUCAAUGACAAUCUUGGCCACUUACGCUUCUUGGAAGAAUUAAACCUUAGCAGAAACAAUUUGGUUACCGUACCUGCGGAGGUGAAUAGACUUUCUCAACUAAGGGUCCUUUCUGUGAAUCAGUGCAAAAGCCUUCAAGAAAUUUCCAAGCUCCCACCAAGUAUAAAAUUAUUAGAUGCUGGGGAUUGCAUAUCCCUUGAGUCUUUAUCAGUUCUAUCUCCACAGUCGCCACAGUACCUAUCGUCUUCCUCUUGCCUUCGUCCUGUAACUUUCAAACUGCCGAAUUGCUUCGCACUAGCUCAGGAUAAUGGGGCAACUAUACUGGAGAAACUUCGUCAGAACUUUCUUCCAGAAAUUGAAUACAGUAUUGUUCUUCCUGGAAGUACAAUUCCAGAGUGGUUCCAGCAUCCAAGUAUCGGAUCCUCAGUAACAAUAGAGCUGCCUCCAAAUUGGCAUAACAAGGACUUCCUGGGUUUUGCUCUAUGCUCUGUGUUCACACUUGAGGAGGAUGAAAUCAUUCAAGGCUUUGGUCUCAUUUGUUGUAAUUUUGAAUUUAGAGAAGGGCCUUAUUUGAGUAGCUCCAUCUCUUGGACACACAGCGGAGACAGAGUGAUUGAGACUGAUCACAUAUGGCUGGUGUAUCAACCUGGUGCUAAACUUAUGAUACCGAAGUCCAGUAGACUCAAUAAAUUCAGGAAGAUUACAGCUUAUUUUAGUCUCUCUGGGGCAUCCCAUGUGGUGAAAAACUGUGGAAUCCAUCUUAUAUACGCCCGAGAUAAGAAAGUGAACAAUCAAACAAGGUAUAUUAGUGCCAAGAGAAGCAGUGAUGGAAGUCGUUAUUACUGUCUUGAGGAAACACAACCUAAGAGGCUAAGAGGAGGAGAGAACUGUGAGGAAGGAUCCCAUGCUUAAACUCAUCCAAGAAUGCUUAAACUCCAAGAAUGGCUUAUGCCAGCUUAUUGGUGAGUCACU
This is a messenger RNA of Vitis riparia (riverbank grape), 3742 nucleotides long. Its product is annotated as disease resistance protein RPV1-like. Gene Ontology annotation, molecular function: ADP binding; protein binding. The transcript has 7 exons. The record is from RefSeq and is a predicted model, not a curated record. Lineage: Eukaryota; Viridiplantae; Streptophyta; Magnoliopsida; Vitales; Vitaceae. Gene Ontology annotation, biological process: signal transduction; defense response. The coding region runs from base 14 to 3682 and encodes 1222 amino acids.